Messenger RNA from Pediculus humanus corporis (human body louse), 663 nucleotides. RefSeq lists its product as uncharacterized. Bases 1 to 663 code for a protein of 220 amino acids. Gene Ontology annotation, biological process: maturation of LSU-rRNA from tricistronic rRNA transcript (SSU-rRNA, 5.8S rRNA, LSU-rRNA); maturation of 5.8S rRNA from tricistronic rRNA transcript (SSU-rRNA, 5.8S rRNA, LSU-rRNA). Lineage: Eukaryota; Metazoa; Arthropoda; Insecta; Psocodea; Pediculidae. Gene Ontology annotation, cellular component: nucleolus. The record is from RefSeq and is a predicted model, not a curated record. The transcript is spliced from 3 exons.
AUGUUAACUCAAUCAUUAAUUAAUAAUUCACAAAAUCACGAUGAAAAAUUAUGGGAAAAAAAUUACCACAUCAUUGUUGAAGUCUUAAAACAAUUUAAUAAUUGUAAUUGGAAACCUAUAAAAGGUUCCCCAGAGUGGAAUAAAUUUUUUAAAACCACCAUAAGGUUGCAUCCCUUUUUACUUAAAAUAGUCGAGUGUUUAAUAAAAAAUUUUUACCAAGUCGAAGACAACGAUAAAGUUGUUGCUCUUUUUUUCGAAAUGGUUAUUUCACAUUCUCAAUUCUUGACCGUUUUUCUCGGAUCGUCGGAUUUAAAAAAAGAAUUGGUGUAUUUAUAUUUUACGCUUAUUCAAAGAUGUACGGACAAAAUGUCGGUAAAACAUGUUCCCGUCCUGCUCGCAUCAUAUACAGCAAGUAUUUCUUUCGUGGACCUUGAAAUUUUAAAAAUUUUAACUUUCUACGAAAAAAAUGGUUUCAAAUUUAAUCAAUAUGAACCUCUUGUUUGGGGUGAAGCUGCCGUAUCCCAUUACAGUAUAAAAACUCAAGCAGGAUUGUCUUUAUGGCAACAAUUUAACAUGACAAAUGUACUGGACCUAUUGGAUUCUCAAAAACUGGAGAAUUCCCUAAAAGAGUUUCCCAUAAAUAGAAGAAGGGAAAAAUUGUGA